Messenger RNA from Quercus lobata, 2904 nucleotides. RefSeq names its product receptor-like protein 52. Lineage: Eukaryota; Viridiplantae; Streptophyta; Magnoliopsida; Fagales; Fagaceae. The record is from RefSeq and is a predicted model, not a curated record. The transcript has a single exon. Bases 94 to 2130 code for a protein of 678 amino acids. Gene Ontology annotation, molecular function: protein binding.
UCUUAAAGUGAGCAAAUUCUUAGUGAUUGCUCGCCAAUUGCUCAUCUUCGAGUUGAGAAACUGGAAUAACGAACUUAACAUCCAAAAUUCCAAAUGACCAUAACAACUAUCUUCCUCUCCUUCCUUCUCCUCCUUUUCGGACAUGCGAACUCUGAGUCUCAGCUAUAUGACAAAGAACAAACAGUCCUCCUGAAACUAAAGCAACAUUGGCAAAACCCACCAUCUCUAAGCCACUGGCAAAAUCCACCAUCUCUAAGCCACUCGAACUCCUUAAACUCCUCCCACCAUUGUAACUGGCCAGUGAUCAUUUGCACCAGUGGAACAGUCACCCAACUACUACUUCAAAACAAGAACAUCACCCAAACUGUCCCACCCUUCAUCUGUGACCUCAAGAACCUCACAGUCAUUAACCUUUCAAACAACUUCAUUUCUCAAGAGUUUCCUAAAGCGCUCUAUAACUGUUCCAAGCUUGAAGACCUUGACCUCUCACAGAAUUACUACAACGGCACAAUCCCAGCUGACAUUCACUGCUUGUCUGGCCUGCGCCACCUCAACCUUGGAGCCAACAACUUCUAUGGUAACAUUCCAGCAUCUAUUGGACAGUUAACGGAGCUAAGGACGCUUCAGCUUUUCCAGUGUGCGUUUAACGGUUCUUUCCCAUCAGAAAUCGGCAACUUGUUCAAACUUGAGUCACUGCAGUUGGCCUAUAAUUUUAACAUGACAGCGGCAGAGUUGCCUUCGAGUUUCACAGAGUUGAAGAAGCUUAAGUCUUUAUGGAUUACUGCGUCUAAUUUGAAUGGAGAAAUCCCAGACACGAUUGGAGAAAUGGAGGCUUUAGUGCAUUUGGAUUUGUCAAUAAACAAUCUGACUGGGAAAAUUCCAAGCAAUCUGUUUAUACCAAAGAAUUUAAGUAUUGUGUUUCUAUACAGAAACCAAUUGUCUGGGGAGAUUCCUCGAGUGGUUGAAGCAUUAAACAUUGAUAUUAUUGACCUCUCGGAUAAUAUAUUGACCGGAAGCAUACCUGAUGAUUUUGGCAGACUCAGAAACAUGACAAGUCUGGUUUUGUUUUUCAAUCAGUUAUCUGGAAAAAUCCCGGACAGUAUUGGCCGUCUUCCAAGUCUGGUGCACCUUAAAGUGUUUAGCAACAAUUUAUUGGGGACUCUGCCUCCGGACUUUGGGCGGUAUUCUAUGCUUGUAGAGUUCCAGGUUGCGGAUAAUAAGCUUGAAGGCAAGUUACCAGAACACUUGUGUGAUAACGAAAGGUUGGUGGGUGUGGUAGCUUUUAACAACAACCUCACUGGAGAAUUGCCUAAGUCGCUUGGCAAUUGCAAUGGUUUGAAAAUUGUGACUGUCUACAAUAAUAGGCUUUCUGGGGAUAUUCCUAGUGGCCUAUGGACAUCUUUGAAUUUGAGUGUCUUGAUUUUAAGCCACAAUUCGUUUACAGGCGAGCUUCCUCAAAGAGUGGCAACAAAUCUCUCAAGAUUGGAAAUAAAUAGCAACAACUUUUCUGGUACGAUUCCAGCUGGAGUGUCUUCCUGGAGGAAUUUGGUGGUAUUUGAGGCUAGUAAUAACCUCUUUACUGGCACAAUUCCUCGAGAAUUAACUUCUCUUCCUUUUUUAACUACUCUUUUUCUUGAUCAAAAUCAACUCUCGGGUUCCCUUCCACAAGAUAUUAUAUCAUGGAAAACGUUAAAUACUCUAAACCUUCGCCAAAAUAAAAUCUCUGGACUUAUUCCUCCGGAAUUAGGUAAUUUGGCCAGUCUUACUGAGUUGGAUUUGUCAGAAAACCAAAUUUCUGGCCCAAUCCCACCACAACUUGGCCUCCUAAGGCUUACUUUGCUCAAUCUCUCUUCCAAUCUUUUGAAUGGGAGGAUCCCGACACAAUUCGAAAAUGAUGCAUAUGCCAGCAGCUUGUUCAACAAUUUCGCACUUUGUGCGAGUAAGCCAACUCUGAACAUUAGAAAAUGUGACUCAGAGGUAGAGCCCCAAAAAUCGAGCAAACAUCCAUCCCAAUGUCUUGUUUUAAUAAUAUAUAUGGUGGCAGCUGCUCUAUUGGGUUUGUUAGAUUCACUAUUCGUGGUCAGAUUUCACCGUAAGAGAAAGUAUGGAUUAGAUUCCACAUCCACAUAGAAGCUUACCUCUUUCCAAGGCUUUAUUUCACAAAAAAUGAGAUAUCUUAUUAGGAUUGAUAGAAAAUAACAUAAUUGCUAGCUGUGGAUCAGGGAAGGCACAUAGUGGUGUUGUUAAUCAUUCGCAUGAUGUUACUGUGAUGAGGAUUUAGAAUAACCAAAAGCUAGAGGAGUAGCUUGAAAAAUAAUUUCUUGCAUAAGUUAAAAUACCGAGUUCAACUCAACAUUCCAACAUAUCUAGUGAAGUUACUCUGUUUUAUUUCCCUUGAUAAUUCAAAACUUCUUGUGUAUGAGUACUCAAAAAUCAUAGACUGGAUUGGCAGUUGCUUAGGAACAGUAGAGCAUCAAACAUCUCAGUGCUCACCUCCUGUUAAAACUAUAGAUGGCAGUGCAGAGCAUCAUAGCAGAGUCGGUGAGCUAAGGUGCAUGAGUCAAGCAGCAGCAAGUGCAGCACCUGAUGAGCAAAGGUGCACAGGCCAAGCAACAAGGCUAGCACAGAUCUUCUAAAAGGAAUUGAAGAAGUUCCUUAUCAUGAGCUAUUCAUCCAUAACUUUGAGGAGUUAGUUCCACGAAGUUAGGCAGUUAGAGAGUUUGUUAUUUUUGAAUGCCACAUGUAAAGUUUAGAUGGUUCUAGUAACAAUUUUUAGUGCCAGAUUAGGAAGUUAGUUAUUUUGCUUGGUUCAAACUGUAUAUAAGUAGGAUUAGGCUAUGUAUUUCAAUUCAAUUGAUUGUAAAACUCUUUUCUUCAUCAAUGAAAUUCUCUGAGUUUUAUUUA